This is a messenger RNA of Esox lucius (northern pike), 1870 nucleotides long. RefSeq lists its product as uncharacterized. The coding region runs from base 656 to 1780 and encodes 374 amino acids. The transcript is spliced from 7 exons. The record is from RefSeq and is a predicted model, not a curated record. NCBI's taxonomy places the organism in Eukaryota, Metazoa, Chordata, Actinopteri, Esociformes, Esocidae. Gene Ontology annotation, molecular function: cell-cell adhesion mediator activity.
CCAGCCUGUUACUGUGAGACAUAAAUUUAAUCCUCCACCAUUGUCAUUAUUUAUGUAGGCCAUUUACUUUCAUAGAGCUUCGACUGGGUAAGGACUGGACUGGAUCUAGAUACAUUUUCUUUCCUAAAAGCUACACGAUCCGAAUGAAGAGUUCUAGGGCACGAAAAUAUUUCCAAAAAAUAAGUUGACUAAUUUGAUUUCAUACAUGCGUUUAAUUCAUCAUACUUUCAAUAAGACCCGCUAGAGGACAGCCUGCUCACAAACGCUGUUGGAACUAUGGUGAGCCUUUUUUGUUCAAACAACUAACAUAAGACAUCGAUUUACUGGAACCAACACAUGGUUCUCUCACUUGAUGCCCACCUUUCCUUAUGCAUACAGUACUUUGUCUUUGAGUAAACUGUCACAGAUGGGCGGGAUUGUAUCCGAACAGAUCUAAAUACAUCCAUAGCCUAUAGACAGUCAAUUGGAUAAAUGGAAAUACCCGAACCAUGAGAUUACAUUGAACGGACUACCUGUCAAAAAUUGCGCCGCAGGUUACACCACAGAGUUGACGUCUUUCAAGAUUGCAUAACCAGAUAGGUUAUUGGGGACAACAUCAGUCAGAGGGUUCUACCCUGGUCCCGGAAAUGGCUCUACCCUGUGCACACUUCAGGUCAUGACGCGUGAGUCCUCCGUGAUGCGAUGCCUGCAGCUGUGCGUGUCCUUGCUGGUGGCGGCCAGACUGCAGGGCAAGGUGACGGCCCCUGAGCGACAGGAGGCCGCGGUGGAGCUCCCGUUCACCCUGUCCUGCAUGGUGUCUAAGGGGCGCGGGGACAGCCUGAGACGGGUGCGCUGGCUGGAUGUGAAGAACCAGACUCUGUUGACCUACCUGCCGGACCAGAAGGACAGCGUGAGUGGCCAGCAGCACGUAGAGCUGGCCUCUUCCCCAAAGGACUCCUCGGCCAUCACCAUCCGUCGUGUGAGCUUCAGAGAUGAGGGCUGCUACACCUGCAUCUUUGACCUGUAUCCCUCGGGGUCACAGGAGGGGCGCACCUGCCUCACUGUCACAUCUCGUGUGACUGCAGAGGGUAACAAGACAGCAGUGAGCGGUAAGGCAGUGGCCCUCUCCUGCUCCUAUGGCCUGCCAGAGAAGGUCCAUCAGGUUCUGUGGAGACAUACAGCAGAUCGUGGGGAGUCCAGCCCAGUAGCCUCCUACGCCAAGCGCAGUGACCCCAUGAUAGAGCCGCCCUAUCAGGAGAGGGUCUGGCUGACCCACUCCCUCUCCACCAGUCAGCUGUCCAUACGACCGGUCAGCGUCCAGGAUGAGGGCUGCUACACCUGCGAGUACAACACCUACCCGGAGGGGUUAAAGAGCGCUACCGUCUGCCUCGCUGUUUUUGUACUGCCUAAACCCCAGGUUAGCUACAAGAACACAUCCCCAGGGGUGAUCGAAGCAAACUGCACGGCCGUGUCCAGGCCACCGGCCGAAAUAGUUUGGAACGUAGAGCGAGACAACCGUACCAUGGGACCCCCUGUGACAUCACAGCUCCAGCAGGGGGAUGGGACCACCCUGGUCAUCAGCACCCUCACCGUUCAAUCGGGGCUGCUGAAGGACGUUUCCGUCAAAUGCCUGGUCCACCACAAGGGCCUGGAGUCACCCAUCGCUGUAUCUAUGAACACCAAGAUUGGAACAGCUCUGGCCAUCCUUAUCUCAGUAACCACCGUAGCUUCUCUGCUGGUCAUAGGCCUCUGCUUCUGCCUUUGGAAGUGUUUCCUACGCAAAGAUGAAGAUGCUGUCUGAAAAUAGGAAAUUUAACUUUAAACAGCCAAUCAGAAAACUGUUCCUCAACAAUGCCAAAGUACAUUGAGCAGAGAGAAGUGAAACAAAGCC